AUGGGAAGCCAGUGGAAGUCUAGGCAUUUAUUAUCAGUGUCAUCCGAUAAUUCGUCGGCCAACAGCACGUUCAAGGAGCAUGAAAGGCAUUGUGAAUUGGAACUACAAGGCCUUCCAGGACUAUGGGUAGCAUUCUACUUCUUUCUUAUCAUUGUGUCAUUCACAGCGCUUGCCAUAGUUUGCGAUGACUUCUUCGUUCCCUCUCUCGAGAUCAUCUCUGAAAAGUUAGACUUGUCGGAAGAUGUCGCUGGCGCAACUUUCAUGGCCGCCGGGUCGUCUGCUCCUGAACUGUUCACGUCUAUCGUUGGUCUCGCCACAGACAAUAAUGACGUUGGAGUUGGAACAAUUGCUGGUUCCGCCAUGUUCAAUAUUUUGAUAAUCAUUGCCCUUUCGGCUGCCUUAGCUGGUCAGGGAUCAAUAGUAGAGAUUGAGCCGGAGAUGUACAUUUUCCCGUGUCUUCCGCCUCUCAAAAUGGCUCCCCCAGAUUCCUCAGAAGCCAAAGAAAAGGGCGGAUGUUGGCUGUGGUCGAAAUUCAUUUUAAAAUGGGUUCUCUUCGUGAUCUCCUUUCCCUUUGUGGUCCUCUUCACGUGGUCUAUACCCGACUGCUCUAAAGAUCACCUCAAGAAAUGGUUCUGGUUCAGCUUCUUGAUGUCGGUUGUGUGGAUUGGGCUGCUGAGUUACGCCAUGAUCGUGGUCGUAGAAAGAAUGGGCUGUAUCCUGGAGAUCGAUACCUUUGUCAUGGGGCUCGUCUUCAUAGCCAUUGGGACGAGUGUGCCGGAUGCAAUGAGCUCCAUCUUGGUAGCCAGAGACGGGUACGGAGACAUGGCGGUGUCUAACGCUAUAGGAUCUAAUGUCUUUGACAUCAACCUGGGCAUUGGACUGCCUUUUCUUAUCAAGGUUAUCAUACAGAGUGGAGCGCCAGUGUAUCUGGUUAAGCCCGGUGAAACAUUCUUAUACAUAGUGCCCCAUGUGAAGUUCGGGUUUCUGCUGCUGUUGGUCUUGUUGAUAACUCUUGGCGUCUUCAUGGGAUCGAAAUUCGUCUUGAACAAAUUCAUCGGGUUCAGUUUUGUAGGAGUGUACGUCUUAUUCUUAACCUAUGCAUUCAUCCAAGAGUUGAUCUGCCGCAAGCAGUUGAACACUUUCUGUUAACAUUUAGACGCGUGGCUAUAGUUACCUCAGAGGUGAGUUCCAGAAACUCUGGGACACUUUAUCCGAGACGCCAUUUUAGACCGGUUCAGAUCUGGUUUGGUUUGUGUGAACGAGUCCCGUUCGAACCAGUUUAAGCUCAGGCGGACUUUUUUAUGAGCGAUAUGUCAAAAACGAUGAGUAUAUCAUAACUUUAUACAGGUAAUUGAACAUUAAGCAGAAAAAGCGAUAUUGACGUUUAAUCAAAGCGCAUGUUCUCCAUUAUCAUCGUCCAUUUUCACCAUUAGAUCUUGUGACUGGAAAUUGCGGUGUAACUACAAAAUCAAGAAAUAUUUAUUUGAUUUUCAAGUUAUUACUUACGCAUUUAUUAGACUGACAAACACUGUGAUAUAUGUAAAGAUGAAACAAAAUGUCUGUCGCUGCGCUGAUUCUAUUAACUUCGGAAUGAAGAGUUUGGUUUUCGUAAUGUAAAUAUGAUAAUAAUACAUUGUACUAGAGUCGUGCUAAUUUAUACAUCUGUAAAUAGAGAAAGCGUCUUCAAAUAAACUGUGUUCAUUGUAUGUUCAAUAUAUGGGUUAUUCUUGGGUAGAAAAAAAUUGAUUUAUUAUAGCACUGAUGUUGGCAAGAACUAAUGUUUGACAUCAUUUUCUGACAUACAAAAGAUUGCCUUAAAAAGUAGCUCUA
Lingula anatina is the source of this 1830-nucleotide messenger RNA. Its product is annotated as sodium/potassium/calcium exchanger 5. The record is from RefSeq and is a predicted model, not a curated record. Gene Ontology annotation, biological process: calcium ion transmembrane transport; intracellular calcium ion homeostasis. Lineage: Eukaryota; Metazoa; Brachiopoda; Lingulata; Lingulida; Lingulidae. Gene Ontology annotation, cellular component: plasma membrane. Gene Ontology annotation, molecular function: calcium, potassium:sodium antiporter activity; calcium channel activity.